AUGGGAGCAGCACACAAAAAAUCAAUCGAGGGUCCACAGCUGAGGGCAAAGUGCUUAAUUGUAGGGCAGCUACAAGUCGGAAAGACUUCUCUAGUCCAAAGAUAUAACAAUGAAGAUUUCAGUAGUGAAUAUAAUCCAACUUUAGGCUGUAACCUUAAAUCUUUCACCAUUGACUAUUACGGCCUUGGAGUACAACUAUUAGUGAUGGAUUCCUUAUCUGAUAUGGAUCUCCAGCUUGAAUGCAGGCUAAAAUCAAUUAAAAACGCUGAUGCUAUUGCUUUAGUAUUUGAUCUCUCCAAUUCGACAACUUUUGAAGAUAUUCCUGCUAAGCUUGACUUAUUUAAGAAGAAUGAGUAUCGGAAAAAAGAAGUCCUUUUGAUAGGCACUAAAGCUGAUAAGGAAGUGCGAGAAGUCAGCGCUGAAGAGGUCAAUAAAGUUAUUGAGACGGAAAACGACUUGAAAAUCUUUUAUAUUGAAACUUCAGCAAAAAAUGAUCUAAAUGUGGCACCGGUAUUUAUAAAAGCAAUUGAAAUUGGAGUGGGAUAUCAAGCUUUGAAUUGGGAAAGAAGAAAAUAUUUCUUGUGGGUAGUUAAACAUAUGACUCCACCAGCAGCAGAAGAGGGAGGAGGUAUUCACUGGGCAAACCUAUGUGAAGCUAUUCCAAGUAUGAUUUCUAAAAGAAAUAGAAGAAAAGAAAUACCAUUGUAUCAAAUCCCAAUAGAAUUAAUCCCGAAAAUUGGAGAGUUUUUGUAA
Blepharisma stoltei is the source of this 753-nucleotide messenger RNA. Lineage: Eukaryota; Ciliophora; Heterotrichea; Heterotrichida; Blepharismidae. The record is from the annotation of a GenBank genome assembly.